Camelus dromedarius (Arabian camel) is the source of this 2932-nucleotide messenger RNA. It is a transcript of the gene LGI4, whose product is annotated as leucine rich repeat LGI family member 4. The coding region runs from base 661 to 2286 and encodes 541 amino acids. Lineage: Eukaryota; Metazoa; Chordata; Mammalia; Artiodactyla; Camelidae. The transcript has 9 exons. Gene Ontology annotation, biological process: myelination in peripheral nervous system; neuron maturation. The record is from RefSeq and is a predicted model, not a curated record. Gene Ontology annotation, molecular function: protein binding.
GGGAGGGGGUUGGCUGGGAGGGGCCAGGGCAGCUCCAGCCCUCAGUGGCCCCUCCCCUCCCAUGGGGCCCUCAGUCCCUUCCCCAGGGCUGCUCUUCCUAUGGCCUCUGACCCCCACCCCAACUCCUCCUCCUUUCCCUGCUUUGCCUGGCGCACCCCGUGCCUAGUGAGUCCCUUUUCCAAACCUCCUGGGAGAAGGGACGUGGGAGGAAGGGAAGAAACUUCCAGGGAGCUGGAGGGAGGGGGGGUAGGAAGACAGAAAUAAAGACACCAGACAGAGGAAGACUCUCUCACACACACACACACACAUAGAAAGAGAGGCCAACAGAGAGAGACAGAAAGAAACAGAGAAAAAGAGAAAUAGAGAGAGACAAUUCAGAUAGAAAUAAAGAGAGACAGAGGUAGAGAGUGGGAAACAGACUAGCUCAAAGAGUCAGAAAUACAAAAAGGGGGAGAGAAAGACAGGGAAAGAGAAAUAAACAGAAAAUUAGACACCCAGGAGACAGACCGAAGAGAGACCGAGAAAGAGGAGAGAGAAGCCAGGGCACAGCGUGCCAGCUGGUGGCAUGGAGGGGUGCCCGGCGUGGGAGAUGUAGUGGCCACGCCCGGGCCAGGUUGGGUAGGCAGAGGGAAGCCGGUGCCUCGGCGGGGGUCAGGGGGCAUGGGAGGGGCAGGAAUUCUGCUGCUGCUGCUGCUGCUGCUGCUGGCUGGGGCGGGGGUGGGCGAGGCCUGGAGACCCCCAAAGGGAAAGUGUCCUCUGAGAUGCUCCUGCUCCAAAGACAGUGCCCUGUGUGAGGGCUCCCCGGACCUGCCAGAGAGCUUCUCCCCGAGCCUGCUGUCGCUCUCACUUGUUAGGACUGGAGUUACCCAGCUGAAGGCCGGAAGCUUCCUGAGGGUGCCGUCGCUGCACCUGCUUCUUUUCACAUCCAACUCCUUCUCCGUGAUUGAGGACGAUGCGUUUGCAGGCCUGUCCCACCUGCAGUACCUCUUUAUCGAGGACAAUGAGAUUGGCUCCAUCUCCAAGAACGCUCUCCGAGGACUUCGCUCACUCACACAUCUGAGCCUGGCCAAUAACCAGCUUGAGACCCUCCCCAGAUUCCUGUUCCGAGGCCUGGAGACCCUGACUCAUGUGGACCUCCGUGGGAACCCGUUCCAGUGUGACUGCCGCGUCCUCUGGCUGCUGCAGUGGAUACCCACCGUGAACGCCAGCGUGGGGACCGGGGCCUGUGCCGGCCCCACCGCCCUGGCCCACAUGCAGCUCCGCCACCUCGACCCCAAGACGUUCAAGUGCAGAGCCAUAGAGCUGUCCUGGUUCCAGACGGUCGGAGAGUUGGCGCUGGGCGCAGAGGCUUUCUCCUACCAGGGGGAACCCCACAUCAUCCUGGCACAGCCCUUUGCUGGCCGCUGCCUGAUCCUCACCUGGGACUACAGCCUGCAGCGCUUCCGGCCGGAGGAAGAGCUGUCUGCGCCCUCGGUGGUGUCCUGCAAGCCGCUGGUGCUGGGCCCGCGCCUCUUCGUGCUGGCCGCCCGCCUGUGGGGAGGCUCGCAGCUGUGGGCCCGGCCCGGCCCCGACCUGCGCCUGGCCCCGAUGCAGGCCCUGGCCCCGCGGCGGCUGCUGCGGCCCAAUGAUGCCGAGCUCCUGUGGCUGGAAGGGCAGCCCUGCUUCGUGGUGGCCGAUGCCUCCAAGGCGGGCAGCACCACGCUGCUGUGCCGCGACGGGCCCGGCUUCUACCCGCGCCAGAGCCUGCACGCCUGGCACCGGGACACGGACGUCGAGCCCCUGGAGCUGGACGGCCGGCCCCAUCUGCUGCUGGCCUCGGCCUCGCAGAGGCCCGUGCUCUUCCACUGGUUUGGGGGCCGCUUUGAGAGGCGCACGGACAUCCCUGAGGCGGAGGACGUCUAUGCCACACACCAUUUCCAGGCCGGUGGGGAUGUGUUCCUGUGCCUGACACGCUACAUCGGGGACUCCAUGGUUAUGCGCUGGGAUGGCUCCAUGUUCCGCCUGCUGCAGCAACUUCCCUCUCGCGGUGCCCACGUCUUUCAGCCACUGCUCAUCGCCAAGGACCAGCUGGCCAUCCUGGGCAGCGACUUUGCCUUCAGCCAGGUCUUUCGCCUUGACCCUGACAAGGGGCUCCUGGAGCCACUGCAGGAGCUAGGGCCCCCAGCCUUGGUGGCCCCCCGUGCCUUUGCCCACAUCACCACGGCUGGCAGACGCUUCCUCUUCGCCGCUUGCUUCAAGGGCCCCACACAGAUCUACCAGCAUCACGAGUUAGACCUCAGUGCCUGAGACCGGAUGGGACCCUGGACAUGGACGGCAGGGGGCUGGCAUGGGGAGUCCUAGGCCCCUGGAUGCCCCCGUGACUGGCCUCCUGACCCUACUUGGAGGUGACAGCUGGUCCUGUGAGAUACUGACCACAGGCCAAGUUCAAGGCAAGAGCUGCCUUUUCAGUCUCAAGCAACAUCUUAGCUGGGGGCAAUUGCUCUCCCCAAGGGUGACUUGGGGGCUCAGGCUGGGGCACCACCGCACAGAGCCAGCCUACAGAAAUCACGUGGGGGUAAUGUGCAGAGCUCCAUGAGGUCUGGAAGCGGCCCCCUCCCAAUCCACCCACGUCUCCUGCUCCCUGUGAGUAUUAAGGAGGAGAUAGCUUUCCUUUCCUUUCUGAACUCAAUCCGGCCAAUCGCUAUAAGUGCCCGCCUCCGUGACGUCAUCAGUUUCCGGGCAGGUUUUCCUGGCUGGCGUGCUAACUUCCUCUGCUGCUUGUGCGCAUGCCUGCUCCCGAGGCGGAAGUCCCGCGCGAAGACCCUCAGGCGCGUGCGCGGGAAUGGAUGGGAAAGUGAGAGUUGUUGCGGGGAGGCCGGAAGUCCCACGCCGGGUCGGUGACAGGGGCGAGGACAGAAAGUGUAUGAGCUCAAUAAACGCGCUGUGCACCCGC